Molecule: messenger RNA, 1281 nt
Organism: Fusarium tjaetaba
Lineage: Eukaryota; Fungi; Ascomycota; Sordariomycetes; Hypocreales; Nectriaceae
Exons: 1
Coding region: 1-1281 (426 amino acids)
Source: RefSeq, a predicted model, not a curated record
AUGUCCGACAAUCCACGGCAUCGGCGGCGGCACAGGAUAGAUCCUGAGCGCGAGGGAACUGAUAAAGACUAUGGAGCACACAAGCGAACAUGGAGCGAAAUAUUCAUUAAACUCGGAUCUCUCCUGAUCCAGAUUGCCUCUCUCCAACGGCCGAUCUUCGGCCCACAGCGUCGACAGCCUCCUCCCGACCGCAAAUACCGUCAUGACCACCAUCGGCACCGCCAUGGUAGGACGAGAACCCCACCUCGGGGACGUCACAAGAGCCCCCACAGGCUUCAAAGAGACCGAAGCUAUAGAAGCCAUCGCAGGAAAGCCCCUUCCGGUUCAGAAACGGAUCUUAGGGGGGACCAGGAAGACAAAGACUCCCGGUCCACAGAAGUUGUAGCGGCAGAUCACUGGGAUGCCUUUCCCGAGCCAAAGAAUGCAGUUGCUCCUCUAAGCUCUGUUACGCUGUGCCCCAGUGACGUCCUCCAAAGGGAGGGCGCCCUCGAUGCCGGUACAACUCCUGAGACGUGGCCAGAGCAGCGAGAGAAAGGUUCGCAUAUUGCCCCUGUUGGCUCUUCUGCCUCUGCCGCCUCUCUUGUCCCUGUCGUCCCUGUCGUCCCUGUCAAGCCUGUCGACAAGCCUGUCGAGCCUGUCAAGUCUAUCGACUCAGUUGACUCUACUGUUUCCUCCCCAACUCAGGGAAUCGAGUGUCAGCCCAAAGCCUCAUCAGGCCAUGGCACCAUUGAAGCUGAGAGUCUUAACUCUCCGCAUUCGUCUUUCCCAGCCACACUGCCAGCUUUCCUCUAUCCGGGGUCAAUUGUCAGGAGAAAUGUAAAGGGUGACCGCCAUCCUUAUACUAUCCUCCACAUCGAACAGGAGGAGAACAAAGGCCCAAUUAUCUGGGCAUGUAUCUGCAAGAGCCGUAUUCGGCUCUGGAGGAUUCGACAACAAUAUGGGAAAACAAAAACAGGAGAAAGGCACUUCAUCUACUUCGGUGGCUUAGAACCCAACAAAGGUUUCAAAACCGAUGGCAUUGAAAUGCCAACAGUCCCAGAAGUCGAGAUCCAAGGCCCUCCCAUGCCCAAAUGCACGUACCUCGAGCUUAGGUCGUGUCAGGCUUUUGAACCUGGAGAUUUUAAGGGAUACUGGGAUGGCGUGGCACGCUAUCUAAAGCCUUCAAGUUUGGACAAGGUUAUAAACGAACUGUCCCAAACAAAUACCAAACAUACAUGGUUGCAAAAACAAAAAAGAGUCCUCCUGGGAGCGUCCCCGUCGCGCAACCGGAAAUACUCAUGA